Micropterus dolomieu (smallmouth bass) is the source of this 962-nucleotide messenger RNA. Its product is annotated as macrophage receptor MARCO-like. Gene Ontology annotation, cellular component: membrane. The record is from RefSeq and is a predicted model, not a curated record. NCBI's taxonomy places the organism in Eukaryota, Metazoa, Chordata, Actinopteri, Centrarchiformes, Centrarchidae.
AGGUCACCCAAGGUAAUGUUGCAUUUUUGAACUGGUGUCAUAUUAGUUUUAACCUUCAUUGUGUCCCAUAGUUCAUUUCUGUAAAACUCUUCCCGCUCCCUGACUUCCCUGAACAAGUGAUUAAGUUAAGUUUUGUUUGCACAAUUUUCCUACGUUUCAACAAUAUCUAACCACGUGUCGUAGUCGUAAAUACAAAAAAAGGUUUGAACCCACGAAUCGCAGGUCUUCUUGUAUCCGUGGCUGAAGUAGCAACUUCCUCCUUCUACAUACCAGCUGCACUGCAUGGGUGUUUUGCUGCUGAACAGUUCCUGUUCUCUACUUCCUCUACUUCAAUCCAUGACCAUGUGAGUUAUUUCAUGGGGAGGUUCUGUUGCAAUUUGGGGAGAAUUGUGUUUUCCCAAAAUCUUGCACUGUGUGUUAUAAGAGUUCUUGAAGUUGCAAGUGAAGGUGACUCUGGACUCUAGAAAGCAUGGAGACAUCAGUAGACCAGAUGAAGGACCAAGUCUCAUACACCCAGAGUAACCCUCUGUUUGAUAUGUCACUCAGCAGGAGUGAUCUCUACAGAUUCCAGCCUGAUGAUCUGAAGCCAGCAAAGCCCAGAAGACAGUGGUGUUUUAAUGUGAUUAUUGUUUACCUCAUCUUGCAGACCGCCCUUAAUGCCUUUCUCAUUUAUAAAGUUUUCACAUUGGAGUCUUCAAUGUCUAACCCCAGGAUGGAGACGCUGACAUCCAAUCACAUUUCUUUUGGUGGAGAACAGGUUGAUGACAACCUCCAAAUUCUCCUCCUCAACAACAGUCAAGAAACCAAGACCCUCAGAGGCCACAUAUGGGCCCUCAAGAGCCAGGUCAACAGUCUGUGUGGAGAGGAAGGUCAGCUGGAGAAACUGAGGUCUGACCUACGCCUGCUUAACGCCAGCACCCACAACCUGGAAGACAAACUGACAACCAUCUACCCCAGCCCAG